This is a messenger RNA of Neurospora tetrasperma FGSC 2508, 2889 nucleotides long. RefSeq lists its product as uncharacterized. Lineage: Eukaryota; Fungi; Ascomycota; Sordariomycetes; Sordariales; Sordariaceae. The transcript has 3 exons. Bases 1 to 2889 code for a protein of 962 amino acids. The record is from RefSeq and is a predicted model, not a curated record.
AUGAGGGGUUUCUCUGUCUCGGACGACAGACUCAGCAAUGUCAGCAGCAGCACGGGAAGCACUAUUAGCACCGCCAGCACCGCCAGCACUGCCAGCACCGCUACUCCCACCAACAGAACUUCGAGCUGGCCUCUCCAACUCACAAACAGACGGGGACCUCCUCAAAACGGUCAACCAAAGUCUAUUCUCCGAAGGGGCGGCCGCCCACCACCAACACCGUCUCGUGCUCGACGAAACUCGGACUCAUCUUUGGCCUCGUCCAACAUCCCCGAAGUAGGAAGCGGUUCCGAGACGGGCGGCUCUGAUGUCGGCAGCUCUGUUCUCUCGGGAGCUCCCAUGCCCUCUCAGAUCCAUCUGGCCCCUGGAAUGCCCGGACGCCCUCCCCUCCCACACCACGCAACCACUGGUUCGCUUGGCCUCCCACGCAGGGUGCUCAGGGCCAAGAUCCCUAUAAUCAACCUCCCCGAAGAACGUCGUGCCACCGUUAACCUACGCCCCUCCCGGGUGCCAACCCCUCCUCAGGGCCCUCACGAUGGUCCCUACGGCCCUCCUCCUAGCAAUGUGCGCACGAUUCCUGCGCCACGCUAUGUCCUUGACAACCGACCCCACGAUUAUCACGAUCAGGAUACCGAAACCGAGUCCGUUUCGGAAUCCUCGAUGCACUCCAACAGCACCAGCACUCUGGCGACUACGGUCGACUCGAGACUCUCCCUUUCGGACUGCGCCAGUGAUGUAACACCAACCAGCAUCUUCAGAUCCUCCUCAAAGUCCAACAAGUCAGCACACUCUACCGUCCGGUUUACCCGUAGCACCACCGGGUCUGAUUCUGAUGACACCAGCGUUGCUAGCUCCAACCACCCACCUCGCAGUUCGCAGCUUCGCGUGCCGCAACCAUCUCCCCGCCCCUCGUCGCGGACUGACAUGGUCGUUGCCCGAACAAACAGUGAGCCUUUGCCAUCUGUUAAGAUCAGGGUGCAUCACCGGAGUUCCAGCCAAGAAGAGCUGAGGCAACAACAGUUGAUGGAGACAAACCUUAAACGCAAGAUCGCCAACCUCGAGAUUGAGGUCAGGGAGCUGCGCAACGGACAAAGCGCAGAGAGACAAACGAUGGACGAGCUUCAACACCACCUCAAUAUGCAAGGCCGCAGGAUGGCGGAGCUGGAGCAACAACUGAACGCUACGCGUGCGGAAAAGGCUGAGAUGCAAGCUGAGCUACAAGGCAAGCUUGACAACGAAACCAGAACCGCCGCCGAGUACAAGACUACUUGUGCAGCAACUAGCGCAAUGCUCAGCGAAGUCCAGAAAGAAAGGGACGAUCUCAAGGAGACUAGCAAAACCCUCAAGGCUACCGUCACCCGUCUGGAGGAAGAUAUCAAAUCCCUGCAGGGAGAUCGGUCCGAACAUGAGGUUCGUCUCAUGCAGCAAAUCUCGACUAUGAGGAUCACGAACAAUGCCCUCGAAGAGCAACGUGAUUUGAGGGACAAGGAGAUUGAAAAGUUGAACACCAACCUCGAUGAGUUGAGGAUCACCAAAGAAGUGCUUCUUGGCGAGGUUGCCACUCUCACCGAUGCGAAGCACCUUGGCGACCAGAUGCGUCAAAAGCUGAUUGAUGAUGCUGCGGAGGACAAGCAGAAGCUCGCUCUAGCGGCAGAGAAGGCAGAGAUGGAGCUUAAACAGCGAAUCGCCGAGCUGGAGAAGGAGAAGGCGGAACUGGAGGAGGCCAAGGCCGCAGUGGAAGCAGCUCGGGCUGACUUGGAGAGCAAGCUCACCACAGCCGAGGCUAGGUCCACCGCUCUCACCACGCGCAUUGAUGAGCUUGAGAUGUCCAGUGCCGGUCAGAGUAACAAGGUCGGCACGUUGGAGGGUGAGAUUGCCGUGCUCAGGGCUGAAGGUGUCAACCUCCGCAUGCUGAUCGAGGGUCUCGAAUCCGACAAGGCUGGCCUGAAGAAGCAAAUUGAGGAUCUGGAGGCUGAGAGGUUGAAUGGACGGGUACUACUCACCACCCUCAACACCGAUCUGGCGGGAGCGCAGACUGCCAACGUGUCGAUUGCCACUCAAAAGCUCAAUGCCGAGCAAGAGUUGGCGAGAAUGCGCGAGUCUCUUGAGGCCGCAAAGGGCAACAUGAUGACGCUUUCUGGGCUCAACGCCGCUCUCCAGGCCGAGGCAGACAAGGUUCCAGGUCUACAAAGCGCCAAGGCUGAGCUGGAAUACCAAGUUGCCAACCUCAGCGUUUCCAAGGUCGAGCUGGAGUCCAAGGUCACUGAGCUGGAGGCCAAGGUUGCCGAGUUCGAGACUCGUGUCGCGACGCUACAAAGCGAUGCAGACAAGGUCCCCGCCCUGGCUGGCGAGAGGGACGCAGUCCGUGAAGUGGUUUCUGAACUUCAGGACAAGGUGUCCAGGCUGGAAGCGAAGCUUAACAAGGCGCAGGCUGAGGCCGACCAACUCCCUUCCAUCAUGGCAAACAGGGAGGAGCUUGUGAAGCGGGUGAGGGAGCUCCAGGACAAGGUCAUUCGACUUCAGGACGAACUCAACUCGGAUCCCGACGUGACCACGGCGGAGCUCAGGGCCGAGUUGGAUGCAAAGCACCAUGAGAUCGAGCGUCGGAUGGAGGAGGCUGCUUACCUGAGAGACCAGAACAACCGUCUUGCGGCCCAGUUGGGCUCAGCUCGCGGCCAGCUCGAGGGUCUUCAAACAUCACUGGUCGUCGCUCACCAUCAUCGCAAAUCCAGCCGCGACAGCAGGUCUCGGGCGUCGUCGCGUGAUAGGUACGAGGAAAAGUCGAGCAGCAGCAGGAGCAGGAGGAAGAAGGACAAGGAUAUGGUCGUCGUGCGGAACUCCAGCGACAGAAGCGCCGUGUCAGUUUUACUUCAUUACGCCGCCGGUAUCUAA